This is a messenger RNA of Clonostachys solani, 1659 nucleotides long. The record is from the annotation of a GenBank genome assembly. NCBI's taxonomy places the organism in Eukaryota, Fungi, Ascomycota, Sordariomycetes, Hypocreales, Bionectriaceae.
AUGUCUCCAGACCUCAACUCUCUCCCCCCAUCAGUCUUUGGGGAGGCCCCUCGCCCCGCAGAUGGCGGCGAGCAGCCAAACAUCCUGUACAUCAUGGCGGACCAGCUGGCUGCUCCCCAGCUCAAGAUGUACAACCCCGACUCCCAGAUCAAGACCCCCAACCUGGACCGUCUUGCUGCCAGCGCUGUCCAGUUUGACUCGGCCUACUGCCCCUCCCCCCUCUGUGCCCCCUCCCGUAUGAGCAUGAUCACCGGCCUGCUGCCCAUGAAGAUCGGUGCCUUCGACAAUGCCUCCCAGAUCAGCUCUGAGAUCCCCACGUAUGCCCACUACCUCCGCGCCAAGGGCUACCACACUGCCCUGGCCGGCAAGAUGCACUUCGUCGGUGACCAGCUGCACGGGUACGAGCAGCGUCUGACCAGCGACAUCUACCCUGCCGACUUCGGCUGGGCCGUCAACUGGGACGAGCCUGACACCAGGCUCGAGUGGUACCACAACGCCAGCUCCAUCCUGCAGGCAGGACCCUGUGGGCGCAGCAACCAGCUUGACUAUGACGAGGAGGUCAUGUACAAGAGCACUCAGUACCUGUGGGACCACGUUCGUGAGGGCCCCAAGAAGCGGCCCUUCUGCUUGACGGUCUCUUUGACUCACCCCCAUGACCCCUAUACCAUCACCAAGAAGUACUGGAACCUGUAUGAGGGCGUGGACAUCAACCUCCCCAAAGUCCGCAUCCCCAAGGAGGAGCUAGACACCCACAGCAAGCGUCUGAUGAAGGUUUGCGACCUCUGGGACCAGGACUUCACUGAUGACCAGAUCAAGCGUGCUAAGCGUGCCUAUUAUGGCUCCGUCAGCUACGUGGAUGACUGCAUCGGUAGACUGCUGGAGACCCUCGACGACGCUGGCCUGGCUGACAACACCAUUGUCAUCUUCAGCGGUGACCACGGUGAUAUGCUGGGUGAGCGAGGACUCUGGUAUAAGAUGAGCUACUUUGAGUCGUCUGUCCGUGUUCCCCUCCUGGUCAACUACCCCAAGUGGUUCGAGCCUCACCGCGUCUCCAAGAACGUCUCGACCCUCGACAUCCUCCCCACUGUCUGUGACCUCGCUGGAACCAAGCCCUCUCCCUACCUGCCCAUGGACGGCGUCAGUAUGAUGCCUCAUCUCCAGGGCAAGGAAGGCCACGACGAGGUCUUCGCCGAGUACACCGGCGAGGGCACCGUCCGCCCCCUCUUCAUGAUCCGUCGCGGCCCCUGGAAGUACAUCACUUGCCCUGCCGACGAGCCCCAGCUCUUCAACCUGGCCCGCGAUCCCGAUGAGCUGGACAACCUUGCUCGGUUCCGCAAGAUCGAGCCCAAGACCCCCGAGGAGCAGGAGGCCAAGGAGAAGUUCAACCAGAUGAAGGCCGAGGCCGACGACAGAUGGGACUACGAUGCCAUCACCGCUGAGGUCUUCCACUCCCAGCGUAGACGCCGUGUGGUGUGGGAUGCCCUGAAGCUCGGCAGCUUCACCAGCUGGGACUUUAACCCAGAGGAUGACGGCCGCCAGAAGUAUAUCCGCUCUACGAUUCCCCUUGACGACCUGGAGCGCCGCGCUCGCUUCCCCUUCGUUGACAUUUACGGUGCUGAGCUCAAGAACUCUGUCGUGAACUCGACUCGUGGCGGUUAA